Molecule: messenger RNA, 1674 nt
Organism: Trichechus manatus latirostris (Florida manatee)
Lineage: Eukaryota; Metazoa; Chordata; Mammalia; Sirenia; Trichechidae
Gene: NPRL2
Product: NPR2 like, GATOR1 complex subunit
Exons: 11
Coding region: 407-1549 (380 amino acids)
Biological process (GO): cellular response to amino acid starvation; negative regulation of TORC1 signaling; positive regulation of autophagy
Cellular component (GO): GATOR1 complex; vacuolar membrane
Molecular function (GO): GTPase activator activity
Source: RefSeq, a predicted model, not a curated record
AGCGUGAAUCCCUUCGCGAACAGUCUCCCCACGUGCGGCCGGCAUGCUGCCCCUCCAGUCUAGGAAUUCGCCUGCCUCACCCGCAGCGCCGAUCCGACGCGGUGGUUUCCUCCCGAGAAAGCGGAAUCCUCGGGGCUCUGCCGCGAUCGCCACAGCUCCGUCGCGGAGCCGCUCCACUUCCGGGUGCGACGUCCACCCAAGGAUGAGCGGCGGCCCCCCCAAGCCACGCCUCUGAGUCGCGCUGCGCAGGCGCCGUUGAACUGACGGCUUUGCUGUUGUUGACUUUGCAGGCGCUCGUGCCCCGGUAGCCCAGGCCUCCGAGCUGCCUCUAACAGGUGUUCCCAAGGGUGGGGGCGUCUUCGCGCGCGAGGGGCUAGAAGCUACGGACCUGGGUCCUGCUGGCGCAAUGGGCAGCAGCUGUCGCAUCGAGUGCAUAUUCUUCAGCGAGUUCCACCCCACGCUGGGACCCAAGAUCACCUAUCAGGUCCCUGAGGACUUCAUCUCCCGGGAGCUGUUUGACACGGUGCAGGUGUACAUCAUCACCAAGCCAGAGCUACAGAACAAGCUCAUCACUGUCACAGCCAUGGAGAAGAAGCUGAUUGGCUGCCCCGUUUGCAUCGAGCACAAGAAGUACAGCCGCAAUGCCCUGCUCUUCAACCUGGGCUUCGUGUGUGAUGCCCAGGCCAAGACCUGUGCCCUCGAGCCCAUCGUCAAAAAACUGGCCGGCUACCUGACCACCCUGGAGCUAGAGAGCAGCUUCGUGUCCACAGAGGAGAGCAAGCAGAAGUUGGUGCCCAUCAUGACCAUCUUGCUGGAGGAGCUAAAUGCCUCGGGCCGGUGCACUCUGCCCAUCGAUGAGUCCAACACCAUCCACUUGAAGGUGAUUGAGCAGCGACCAGAUCCUCCUGUGGCUCAAGAGUAUGAUGUUCCUGUCUUUACCAAGGACAAGGAGGAUUUCUUCAAUUCACAGUGGGACCUCACCACGCAACAGAUCCUGCCCUACAUUGAUGGUUUCCGCCACGUCCAGAAGAUCUCUGCUGAGGCAGAUGUGGAGCUCAACCUGGUGCGCAUUGCCAUCCAGAACUUACUGUACUACGGCGUUGUGACACUGGUGUCCAUCCUCCAGUAUUCCAAUGUGUACUGCCCGACACCCAAGGUCCAGGACCUGGUAGAUGACAAGUCCCUGCAGGAGGCGUGUCUGUCCUACGUGACCAAGCAAGGGCACAAGAGGGCCAGUCUCCGGGAUGUGUUCCAGCUGUACUGCAGCCUGAGCCCUGGCACUACUGUGCGAGACCUCAUUGGCCGCCACCCCCAGCAGCUGCAGCACGUUGAUGAGCGGAAGCUGAUCCAGUUUGGGCUUAUGAAGAACCUCAUCCGGCGGCUGCAGAAGUACCCUGUGCGGGUGUCUCGGGAGGAGCGGAGCCACCCUGCCCGGCUUUACACGGGUUGUCACAGCUACGAUGAGAUCUGCUGCAAGACAGGCAUGAGCUACCAUGAGCUGGAUGAGCGGCUAGAAAACGAUCCCAACAUUAUCAUCUGCUGGAAGUGAGGCCUGUGCGGGGUGGACAGGGCAUACGGGUCUGGGCACUCCCUCCUGCUAAGCCCUGCCUGGUGCCACAUCCAGACUGGCUUGAGGUUAACUCUCAGUUCUGUAAAUAAAUUAAUUCAUUUUAA